GCAAAGUCUUCAAAAAAAAAGUGGUUCAUCCUUUUCUUCUUCACCUCAUUCCACCCAUGUCAACGAAGAAAGGCGGAAGCUGUUCUUGCUUGAUGAAGUUCUUGUUCAUCGCUACUUUGGCUAUUGCCAUCUUCCUUGGUUUUGACCAGGUGAUUGAUCGCUUUUACAUUUUUGAUCAGAAUGUCUUGCACGAAGUUGCCAAACGCAACAUCGAGGCAUAUGAAGGAAAGAACGAUACUCGCGGUCUUAUUAAUUCCAUUGCGCAAGACCUUGCCAAGGAAUAUCCUGGCCAUGUUUCCAUCAAAGAGGACUGGGUGUUCAACAAUGCUGGUGGCGCCAUGGGUUCCAUGUGGAUUUUGCACGCGUCCCUCACCGAAUAUGUAAUCAUCUUUGGUACGGCCGUCGGUACCGAAGGUCACACUGGUCGUUUCUUUGCCGAUGACUACUUUAUGAUCUUGGAAGGUGAACAGUGGGCUUAUCAGGCUGGUGCAUUAGAUCGUGAUGUGUAUCGUCCUGGUGAGAGCCACCAUAUGGCUCGUGGUGUUGUUCAGCAAUACAAGAUCCCUGAACGCGCUUGGGCUCUUGAAUAUGCUCGUGGUUGGAUUCCUUUGAUGUUGCCUUUUGGUACUUUUGAUAUGAUCUUCUCCACCAUUGAUUAUGUGACCCUGUACAAUACCUUCCGUAUCACCGGCAAGGCCAUGAUCUCUGAACUGCUUCAAGGCAAGAUCUAGACUUACAGUUAUGUACUUACUUAGCUUACUUUUUUUCGGCUAGCUGCCGUCCACACCUAAUUAAAUUAAACUCUUUUCGUUUCUUAUCUUUUUUUUUAUUUUAUUUCAUUCGCUUGAUUAUUUUUGUAACGGUGUGGUUUUACUACGCGCGCUGUUUGAAUAAACUGUAACCCAAAAUGUUGCCUGAUGAA
This is a messenger RNA of Radiomyces spectabilis, 922 nucleotides long. Its product is annotated as ERG2/sigma1 receptor-like protein. The record is from RefSeq and is a predicted model, not a curated record. NCBI's taxonomy places the organism in Eukaryota, Fungi, Mucoromycota, Mucoromycetes, Mucorales, Radiomycetaceae. The transcript has 2 exons. Gene Ontology annotation, cellular component: endoplasmic reticulum. Bases 57 to 731 code for a protein of 224 amino acids.